This is a messenger RNA of Lecanosticta acicola, 1272 nucleotides long. The record is from the annotation of a GenBank genome assembly. Lineage: Eukaryota; Fungi; Ascomycota; Dothideomycetes; Mycosphaerellales; Mycosphaerellaceae.
AUGUCCUCCUCCUCCUCCUCCUCCUCCUCCUCCUCCUCCUCCUCCUCAACGAUAGACAACGUCAAAGAAGCCGCCCAAGGCAACACCGGCCCUCUCAAACAACAAAUCCCCUCCGCGGACCAGGCAAAACACCAAGCGCAGACCGAAUUCCAGAAAGCCAAAGACAGCAUCCCCUCAUCCACGCAAGAAGUCAAAGAGAAUGUCGAACAGGCGGCGAAGAAAUCCUUCCAAUCGCUGCGGGAUUUCGUGGCGGGCGGUGUAGGUGGGCUGUGUGCGGUGGUGGUGGGACAUCCGUUUGAUCUGGUCAAGGUGCGCUUGCAGACGGCGGAGAAGGGGGUGUAUACGGGUGCGAUGGAUGUGGUGCGGAAGACGAUAGCCCGCGAGGGGCCUGUGAGGGUAAGAAAGAUCUCCAUACACCAUAUCAUGCGUCCUUACCUACCUGGCUGGGAGGGCUAGAGAGAAGCGUGGGCAUUAUUGACUCGUGUGUGUGUGUUGUCUUGUAGGGAUUGUAUGCUGGCGUAUCGGCGCCUCUGGUAGGCGUGACGCCCAUGUGUAAGUCCUCCAAUCUCCCACCAGGCCAACCCACCUGCUAACAAUGCCCCCCAAGUCGCCGUGAACUUCUGGGCCUACGGCGUCGGCAAACAACUCGUCGAUUCCUUCUCCACCGUCCAAAACGGGCAAUACUCCAUCGGCCAAGUCUCCUUCGCCGGCUUCUUCUCCGCCAUCCCCAUGACGGUCAUCACCGCGCCCUUCGAACGCGUCAAGAUCAUCCUGCAAAUCCAAGGCCAGAAGCAGCUCGCGCCGGGGGAAAAACCGCGCUACGCCGGCGGUCUGGACGUCGUGCGACAGCUCUACAAGGAAGGCGGCAUCCGCAGCGUCUACCGCGGCUCCCUCAUGACCCUCGCGCGCGACGGGCCCGGCAGCGCCGCCUACUUCGCCACGUACGAGCUUCUCAAGCGCCGAUUGACGCCCAAGGACCCGGACACGGGCAAGCCGGGGCAGAUGAGCCUGACGGCCAUCAUGACGGCCGGCGGCGCUGCGGGUGUCGCUAUGUGGACUGCCGUCUUCCCCGUCGAUACGGUCAAGAGCCGCUUGCAGAGCGCCGAGGGCAAUCAGAGCAUCAUGGGCUGCAUCCGGGAACUGUACGGCCGAGGCGGUUUCAAGGCUUUCUUCCCGGGCGUGGGCCCGGCUAUGGCGAGAGCCGUGCCGGCCAAUGCGGCGACGUUUUUGGGCGUGGAAUUGGCGCAUGCGGCGAUGAACAAGGCGUUCUAA